CCCUCAGCGCCGCUCGCCGCGAUGAGGGAGGCGGAGCUGAGGAAGCUGCUGGCUGCCAACCUGCUCUGCGCCGUCUCCAUCGUCCUGACGGCGCUCGUGCCUGCUUUGUUUCUGGACGGGUUCUCGGUUUUGGGCACGCACCUCACGUGGCUGUGUGUUUGUUCUGUUUGUGUUAGCGUCCUUAACGUAACCUUGUGUUUAAUCCUCAAGCCAAAUCCGUCUUCUAAGAGAAGCUCGCUGUCUAACAAGAUAUCCAGAUUUCUAAAAUGCUGUAUAUACUUUUUCAUGUCUUGCAUACUAUUUCAUGCGAUUAUUGUUCUUUAUGGAGCACCUCUCAUAGAGUCAGUGACUGAGACAUUUUUGUUUUCAGUUCUCCUGUCUACCUUUACUACUUUACAAUGUUUAUGUUUGCUGGGACCAAACAUACAAGCUUGGAUACGAGUAUUCAGUAGAAAUGGAGCUAUGUCCAUCUGGGAAAACAGCCUACAGAUUACUACAAUGUGCAGUAUAUUAGGAGGUUGGUUUGGAGCAUUUCCUAUUCCUCUCGAUUGGGAUCGGCCCUGGCAGGUAUGGCCCAUUUCAUGUUCCCUCGGAGCUACCUUUGGCUAUAUGGCUGGUCUGAUUAUUGCACCUCUGUGGAUACACUGGAACCGGAAGCAGCUUACAUACAAAAGCAGAUAACUGGCGCAAAGAGAGACAAGCUUCUGUUUUGGUCACAGCUGAGAAGCCACUGAGAAUUUCACUCUGGCCUGCUCCUGCAACCGUCCUGCCCGCCCUCUGGUUCCUGACAGCCCUUCACAGCAGAGCACACAAGAAAAGCAAGGCUUCCAUGUGUUCAUGCUCAGGACAUGCUGGAUGAAACAGACCACAUUGUGAAUGGAAAUCCCACAUCAAAGGAGAAGGAAAGGAGAAUUAACCUUGGCUGCCACGUUAAGUAGCAGCCUUCAGUGUGGAGCACAACCUCCAAGAGGUAAAUGCUGCAUAUCCUCCCACUUCCUCUCAUCAUUUGGGAUGUGGCAAAGGGGCACACAGCCCACCUCUCUGUUAAUACUCUCAGAAAUUUCGCUGAAAGUUUAAAUAUUGUGAGAGUUAGCAGUAUUACGAAAGACCAAAACGAUCAUCACUGUUCCUAGUUCCAAAGCACUCUGCCAGGGUGAAGUCAGUAGGCUCCUACUGGAGCCCCAGUUUCCUUCCUAGGCUUGUUUCGCCACAUACCCCUGUGCCAUAAAGAACAUUACUGACAUGCAGUUACUCUCAGAGCAAGAGAAACAACUGUAAAGCCAAAGGCACCCAAGCAUCACCAUCAGGUGCACUUCAUGUUCAUAAGCUUUGCCACGUUUCUGCUCCCAGCUCUGGGCUAUGCAAGUAGGUUCCACCAUUCUCAUCUGAGGGACAAGGAGGAGUAAGGGGACAAAGAAACUCAGACAAAGUGGAGGGCUGUGCAGGGCAGUGGGGCCCAAAGGAGCUGCAGCUCCACCUCUGAGAGGAAUUGCCUGUGGAAUGCAGUCCCCAAGGUGGCAUGACCACACUGGGACCAGCAGUCAGCCUUUGCAGCUGCAAAACCUAGUGGGCUCCGGGAACCUCCCCUGCCAGCUGCUGUACUGGCUAUUUUCUGCUGAACUGGGGCAUUUUCAGAUGAAGUCUGCCUGGACAGGCACAUGGAGGGGAAAGUUUGUCUGUGUACAGACUGCAACUUGUGAACUGUGUCAUUUUUCCCUGCUAUAUAUAACCUGAAAAAAAUGGGACCUUAAUAGAUUUAUCUCAACCUACUUUAAACUCAAAAAGAUGCAAGGCAUUAUGUGAUUGGUGCAGUUACUGUGUGCAAUUCUGCCUACGUUGUGAAGCAGCUCACUAGAAAAGCAAACUAGAUGUCAUGAACUCAGCUCACAGCCCCCCACCAAACAGAAGUCUGUCACACAUUGCUAAAUACAUAACCAUACAAGCUAACAACACCCACAGAUUGGUAAGUCAGUACUUCAGGCUGAUGGGCCUGCUGCACACUGGCUAGAAAUUAAAAGGUUUUGGCUC
Molecule: messenger RNA, 2028 nt
Organism: Phasianus colchicus (ring-necked pheasant)
Lineage: Eukaryota; Metazoa; Chordata; Aves; Galliformes; Phasianidae
Gene: PIGF
Product: phosphatidylinositol glycan anchor biosynthesis class F
Biological process (GO): GPI anchor biosynthetic process
Cellular component (GO): endoplasmic reticulum membrane
Source: RefSeq, a predicted model, not a curated record